Molecule: messenger RNA, 1667 nt
Organism: Brassicogethes aeneus
Lineage: Eukaryota; Metazoa; Arthropoda; Insecta; Coleoptera; Nitidulidae
Source: the annotation of a GenBank genome assembly
AAAGUUUAUACACGUUUAAAGGUUAAUAAAUAAAACAACACGUUAUUUGAAUGUAUUUUUAUUCUUAAGCAUAAAUAAAUUGGAAAAAUUCCGGGAUAUGAGAUAAAAAAAGUGUAGAUAAAAUACGUCGUCAUAUUGUUUAGUAAACAUGUUGUAUUGCAAGGGAAACCUUACAUUAAAAACUUAAUCGACCAGUUUUAAAGAAAACAGUGUUAUGUGUUUCGAAAAUGGCCGGCUGGUUUACUUAUUUGGAAUACUCUUUUUAUUUGUCUAUGUUGUGCCUUAUGGUGCCUUUCAACGUUGAAAAAGAAGACGCUGAUUUUUCGGAGUACAUAAAGAAGUUUAACAAGAGUUAUGACAAUGAGACUGUGUUUAAUUUAAGAUUAGAAGCUUUUAAGAAUUCUUUAAAUAGUAUAAAUAUGAUGAACAGAAAUAGAACUAAUAAUUCCGCCUAUUACGGUUUAACGAAAUUCUCGGACUUAUUACCGGAAGAAUUUCUCAGUAGGCACUUAUCGCAAAUAGCACAGAACACGAUAAAUUUGGACGAUGACUUCAGCGAAUCAAAACAUUACAGCAAAAGAUCCGCAAGGCGAAUACCGAGUAAAGUGGAUUGGAGGGUACAAAACGUAACCACCAAAAUAAAAAAUCAACAUAAAUGUGGAGCCUGCUGGGCCUUCUCCAUCAUAGCAACAGUUGAAUCGAUGUAUGCGAUAAAACAUGGAAAAUUGUUGGAUUUGAGUGUCCAACAGAUGAUUGAUUGUUCAACUUUAAACAAGGGUUGCGAUGGCGGCGAUUUGUGCCGAUUGUUACAGUGGAUAAAGGCGAAUAAUAUUAGGAUUGAAGGGGAUGAUUUGUACCCUCUUAGAUUACAAAAUAUGCAGUGUAUCACCAAUGCAAGUCUGGGUAUUGUGGAUGUUGAAGAUUACAGUUGUGCUCAUUAUUCAACAUUUUAGGUUCAUAGGUAACGAAGACGUUAUGUUGGAUUUGAUAGCCCGUCUAGGCCCUAUAACAGUGGCUGUCAACGCCAAAACAUGGCAAAAUUAUGCUGGCGGGAUAAUUCAAUAUCACUGCGACGAUAACCCGCUAAAUUUGAAUCACGCGGUGCAACUGGUGGGGUACGAUUUGACUGCCGAUGUACCCCAUUAUAUCGCCAGGAAUUCUUGGGGGGAGGAUUUUGGAGACGGGGGGUACUUGUACAUUGCCUAUGGCGGGAACGUAUGUGGGGUAGCUAACGAGGUGGCAGCUUUAAAAGUAUUGUGAUCUUUUUUUUUUAAUAAAUGAUUUUUUAAGUUUUAUAUUCACCAUUUUUGCAUCUUUACAAAAUCAAAGAGAUGGCGCUAGCAGUAGUAAAACAAAAUAUACAUAUGGGUGGUUUUCAGUAUCCUAUAAGAUUCUGAUUUAAUUUUGAAAAAAUCUUGGUCAAAUAUGCCAGAAUGAUGAAGAAAGUGAUUUAUGUGCAUAAAAAUAAAACUUGGAAGGGUUUUAAAUAAAAAAUAAACAAAUUUUUAACAUGACCGUCGCAUUCUUUUUUUUUUUUUCAUGUGUCAAAGUCCUACGGUCAUGUGAAGAAAACGUCGGGGCAACGUUCAGUUAUUAUUUUUAGCCAAUUUUAUAACAAAAAACUCAGUAUCAUUUUCUUUGGCUACUUAAAAGUUGAAUUAAAUUUA